Momordica charantia (bitter melon) is the source of this 3744-nucleotide messenger RNA. It is a transcript of the gene SIGE, whose product is annotated as sigma factor E. Gene Ontology annotation, biological process: regulation of DNA-templated transcription; DNA-templated transcription initiation. Gene Ontology annotation, molecular function: DNA-binding transcription factor activity. Lineage: Eukaryota; Viridiplantae; Streptophyta; Magnoliopsida; Cucurbitales; Cucurbitaceae. The record is from RefSeq and is a predicted model, not a curated record.
AAGUCGGAAAAAGAUUAACUAAAAUUUUGAAAGAAUAAUAAUAUUUUUACACAAAAGCAAAGUUGGUGGAUAUGUAUAUUCUAAUUUAAGGAGAUUAAAAAUGAGGGCAUGAGCGCGUAAAGAGUAAAGAUUACUCCCACGUUGGGUUGGAACUGGAAGUGAUGGUGCCACUUUGACGUUUUCUUAUCGAACCUUCCCUUACGUCUAGGCUGCUCAAUUCACCAAAUUAUUAAACUUUUAUUAUCUUCGAAAAAGAAAAAAAAGAAAGACGAAUUGGAAGGUAAAGGAAAUGUUGAAAGUGUGUAGGAACCCAGAAUCGCAAUACUAAGAAAUUGCAGAGUCAACGCGUCAAAUUUUGGUUCUCUGCUUUUUCAUAAUCAUAGCCGUGUGGGACUGGACACCAUCCUAACAUUUCACCUCUUUUAUUACUAUUAAUUAAUAUAAUCUCUACACUUUCUUCUUUCUCUUUGCAAAUUUAUCAUACAAACAGUUUAGCAAGGUUGGAAAUUAUUCAUCUUCAACAGGACCCAACUAAUUCUCUUUCGACAGGACCAAACAUAGGAAAUACAAGAUACAGAUAGAAAAGAUAACACCAAAGCUAUACUAGUUCCUCUAAAUGUAGACUACGUCUAGUCUUCUUCAACGGCAAGUUUUACUAUAAUAUGGAGAUUAGAAUAGGAUCUAUCAAGAUACCACAACACUCUAACGAACUCUACAAUAAUGAUUCUCCGAAUUCUAUCUCUCUCACGCUCUAAAGAAGAACUGUUGUCGGGCUCUUCUCUCUUGCUUCACUCACAUCAUGGAAGGGGAAAAUCUUCAUUAGGAUUUUGUUAGUUAUACAAGCUAGUGUCAGAACCUUAUAAAUGGGCUCUAUAGUGCUUCAAAAAUAGCAGGAUGUUUCAAGUCAUAAUACCACGACACUCUAAGGUACCAUGAGGCGCCGUGGGCAGCGCCUAGGUGCUGCCACCUCGACUUCUUGGCACAAUCAUAUGUGUGCAUUGCUCCUUCACUCCCUUUCUCAAAUUUCUUCAAUCUGGGCUUCAACACCCUUCCAACAAGUCUUCUAAAUGAUUUGGGCUUUCACAAAAAACCCAACAUUUUUCUUUUUUGUUUUUUUAGAUAUUAUGCUUAUAACUAUUACGUAAAUAUUUGGUCUACAAAUAAUAGGCCGGGUUAGAUUUCUCACCUCAUGGUAUGGACAGUUAGUAAGCUUUAAUAAAAAAAUAAAAAAAAAGUAGGAACAAUGAUGUAACAUUCAAAAGUUGAAGGACCUAAUAACUACAAUAUUGGAAACGCCUAUUAAAUUUUUCGAGGAAAUAAUUCUUUCCCUUCUCCAAUUUCACACCCCUUUUCUAAAUUCUAAUAAGGACAAAAGAGAGAGAGAAAUAAAGGAAAUAAUUGUAAUUGUAUGGCUGCCCUUUUAAGCAACGUGUAGGGCUCGAAACCAUUACAGCCAGUUGGGUCCCAUCAAGGUUGAUACUCCAGAGCCAAUUAGAACCACAUGUCUGUCACUUACAUAAUCCAUUAACUUCCCCAAAAAUAUCUUGUCCUCCACUCCUCUGCUGCCACGUAAUCAACCCCUCUGCUCUAACAGUGACCACGUCACCUACGCUGUUUUAGUCCACUUUCCUUUGCCCACGUCGCUGCUCUCUUCACCGUUGAUGGAUCAGAAACCCCUUCAUCACCGUCCCCUUUCUGUUAAUUAAAACUCAGAUUGUUUGUGGACACCGAAAUUCAUGCAUAUAGCAGACUCAGACUGACAUUUUUAAGCUCCUUCUCUUACAAUCCUGGGAAACAAAAGAAAAUUCAAGCAAAAAAUCUGUGCUUUCGCCAAACUUGGAAUUACGUACUUUGAUUUUUAAAAGGGUUCAGAAGCUUCCAUAUUAAUUUCUUUUGCUUUUUUGAAGGCUACUUGGCAUGGGAGUUGUGACUGUUUCGAGCUCGGCAGCACGAACUCCUCUUCGGCUGGGCGCAAAAUUUUCCAAUCACAAUUCUACAUUGAAAAGACCAACGAUUGUGGCAUUUAAAGCAGAUAAGCACACUAACACUACUUUGGUCUCACCCCACGAGCAAGUAACCCUACCUGUGGAGAGUAAUAACAGAACCAAGAAAAGAUCAGGAAAAACUAGCAAGUCUUUGAAGAGAGUUAAAGCUGUCUUUACCGAUGAAGCUUCUCCCUGUACUUCGGAAGUGGAUUACAAUGAGGCAGCUGCCAAACUUGAAAAUAUAUUCAAUCUUAGCCCUAUGACAGAUGAUACUGAUGUGGAAAGUAAAGAUGGCAGGUUGAGAAGCGGUCAGCAGAGGAGGAAGAAAUCAGACAAGAGAUCAGGUGAUGGCAUUAUCAGGAACCAGACUAAGAGGAUUAAGCGACUAGAUCUCGACAAGAGGAUAGCAUUGAAAAAUAACAAGGAAGAUAAAGCAGCUCCUUCAUUAAAGAAACAAAAGGAGACCAAAAACGAGGCUGAUGAGAUUGAUGAUCUUGUUAGAGACUACUCUGCUUCAACUGACUUGGUUAGUUUAGACUGGAAAAAAAUGAAGAUUCCUCCAGUUCUUCCUUCAUCGGAGCAUACCCGUUUGUUCAAAUUGGUUCAACCCAUGAAGGCUCUUAUUCAAGUACAAGAAGAUCUGCAGAAAGAAUUGGGCAGAGAACCAACUGAAGGUGAACUGGCGAAUGCGACAAAUAUGAAUGUGGUUCAAGUAAGGAGACAAUUGGAGGUUGGUCGUGCUGCCAGAAACAAGCUCAUCAAGCAUAACCUUCGCCUUGUAUUGUUCGUGAUCAAUAAAUACUUUGAAGAUUUUGCAAGUGGCCCGAAAUUUCAAGACCUUUGUCAAGCAGGAGUCAAGGGACUCAUUACAGCAAUUGAUCGCUUUGAGCCAAAGAGGAGAUUCCGACUGUCAACCUAUGCUUUAUUCUGGAUAAGGCAUGCUAUUAUUCGGUCAAUGACUCUCUCAAGCUUCACACGCGUCUCAUUUGGACUUGACUCGGUAAGAGUUGAAAUCCAAAGAGCUAAACUUGAGUUAUUAUUUGAGCUUCAUAGAUUACCAACAGAGGAAGAGAUAGUUGCAAAAGUUGGCAUCUCACCUGAGAGGUAUCUUGAAGUAAUGAGGGCUACGAAACCUGUUUACUCUCUCCACUCUAGGCAUGCAACUACAUCAGAAGAGUUUAUCAAUGGGAUCACUGAUGUAGAAGGUGCUGGAGGUGACAACCGGAGGCAACCAGCUCUUCUGAGGCUUGCUCUUGACGAUGUGCUUGAUUCUCUUAAGCCUAAGGAGAGCUUGGUGAUCAGACAAAGAUAUGGUCUCGAUGGCAAAGGAAACCGAACAUUAGGUGAGAUAGCCGGAAAUUUAAAUAUUUCAAGAGAAAUGGUUCGAAAGCAUGAAGUCAAAGCUCUCAUGAAGCUGAAGCAUCCUGCAAGAGUGGAUUAUCUUCGUCGGUACUUAAUCUGAACUGAUGAGAACAUCAUGCUUUGUUUCAAUGAUCUUGUACUCUGGAUAAUUUCCUAUCGCCAAAACAUCUCGAGGGGCAAGAGAUAUGUACCAUAUAUUUGUAACUACUUGAAUAUAGAAACCUCACACCAUAUGAUUCAUAUUUUAACGGACAUACAAUUGGCAGCUCUGCUACUUUCAUUUCGGAAGAUGGCAGUUUGAUAGGAGAAGAACAGCAACUAAACAACAGGAAUGGUUAUACUCUUGUAUACAUAGCAUGUGAUAUAAAUAUAUAUACUGUUUAUAACAUUACACCCU